AUGGUGGAUGAGCAAGAUAGAGCAUUGCCCAUUGCAAAUGUGGGUAGAAUCAUGAAACAAAUUCUCCCUCCAAGUGCAAAGAUCUCCAAAGAAGGGAAACAACUAAUGCAAGAGUGUGUGACAGAGUUCAUAAGUUUUGUGACUGGUGAAGCAUCUGACAAGUGUCAUAAGGAGAAUCGCAAGACCGUUAAUGGAGAUGACAUCUGUUGGGCUCUAAGUUCCUUAGGGUUUGACAACUAUGCUGAGGCUAUAGGAAGGUACUUGCAUAAAUACAGGCAACUUGAAAGGGAGAAAAUGACUAAGAACAGGCUCGAUAGCACCAAAGAAAAUCAUGAAGGAUUACCAACAAAAACAACCACACAACUUGAGCAGCAAACUCAAAUCGAUCUGUAG
Messenger RNA from Abrus precatorius (Indian licorice), 393 nucleotides. Its product is annotated as nuclear transcription factor Y subunit B-4-like. Gene Ontology annotation, cellular component: nucleus; CCAAT-binding factor complex. Gene Ontology annotation, molecular function: DNA-binding transcription activator activity, RNA polymerase II-specific; RNA polymerase II cis-regulatory region sequence-specific DNA binding; protein heterodimerization activity. Gene Ontology annotation, biological process: regulation of transcription by RNA polymerase II. Bases 1 to 393 code for a protein of 130 amino acids. The transcript has a single exon. The record is from RefSeq and is a predicted model, not a curated record. Lineage: Eukaryota; Viridiplantae; Streptophyta; Magnoliopsida; Fabales; Fabaceae.